This is a messenger RNA of Pogona vitticeps (central bearded dragon), 3540 nucleotides long. The record is from RefSeq and is a predicted model, not a curated record. NCBI's taxonomy places the organism in Eukaryota, Metazoa, Chordata, Lepidosauria, Squamata, Agamidae.
CUCUUUUUUUCCCCCGGUGCCUUCCUUGCGGCUGGAAAAAAAGCCACGCCUCCUCGCCCUCCCUCUCCGUCUUCUUAUUCCUUUGGCUUAGAAACUGGAGCUGGGAGGCGUAAGCUGAAGAGAGAGAGAGGAAAAAAAGAGGUUGGGGGGUUGCCUUCGUUUUUGGCAAGGGGGCGUCAACUGGAGCCUCUUGCCCGCACAGAGCGAGCGAAAGCAGAGGCCAGAGGGAGAGGGAAAGAAAGGCAGGCGGAGAAAGAAAGAAAGAGAGGCUACGAAGAGCCGCUCUACCUUUGACACCGGGGUAAGACAAUGAAGUAAUAGAGAUGUUUCCCUUUGUGUUCGCCGCCACCCUGGGCUCAGUAGGGAUAAGCAGCGGCGGCGGCGGCAGCAACAGCACCAAGGAUUACUGCUACAGUGCCCGUAUCCGCAGCACUGUGCUGCAGGGCUUGCCCUUUGGAGGGGUGCCCACCGUCCUUGCCCUUGAUUUUAUGUGUUUUCUUGCACUGCUGUUCGUUUUUUCCAUUUUACGUAAAGUGGCCUGGGAUUAUGGACGUCUGGCACUGGUGACUGAUGCUGACAGGCAGCGGCGUUGGCAGCAGGAGCAGGAGGAACGGGAAUAUGUGGCAUCUGCCCUACAUUCUGACAGCCACGAUCGCUACGAACGCCUCACUUCUGUCUCCAGCUCUGUGGACUUCGACCAAAGAGACAAUGGCUUCUGUUCCUGGUUGACAGCUAUCUUCAGGAUAAAGGAUGAUGAAAUCCGGGAUAAAUGUGGGGCUGACGCAGUCCAUUACCUCUCCUUCCAGCGACACAUUAUAGGACUUCUGGUUGCUGUUGGCGUCCUGUCGGUAGGCAUUGUAUUGCCAGUAAACUUCUCAGGGGACUUGCUGGAGAACAACCCGUACAGUUUCGGCAGAACAACAAUUGCGAACCUGAAUUCGGGGAAUAACCUCCUAUGGCUGCACACAUCUUUUGCCUUCUUGUACCUGUUGCUGACGGUGUACAGCAUGCGUCGCCAUACCUCCAAGAUGCGCUACAAGGAGGAUGACUUGGUGAAGCGAACGCUCUUCAUCAAUGGCAUCUCAAAGUAUGCAGAACCUGAAAAGAUCAAGAAGCAUUUUGAGGAGGCCUAUCCAAAUUGUACAGUACUAGAAGCGCGCCCCUGCUACGAUGUGGCCAGGUUGAUGUUCCUUGAUGCAGAGAGAAAAAAGGCAGAGCGUGGGAAAAUCUACUUUACCAACUUGCAGGCCAAGGAGAAUACCCCGUCCAUGAUCAACCCCAAGCCCUGCGGUCAUCUCUGCUGCUGUGCAAUCAAAGGCUGUGAAGAGGUGGAAGCCACAGAGUAUUACACCAAACUGGAAGAAAAGUUGAAAGAGGAUUAUAAGAAGGAGAAGGAGAAAGUGAACGAGAAGCCCUUGGGCAUGGCCUUUGUCACGUUUCAUAAUGAGGCCAUUACUGCCAUAAUUCUUAAAGACUUCAAUGUCUGCAAGUGCCAAGGGUGCAAGUGUCGUGGGGAACCCAGAGCCUCAUCCUGCAGCGAGUCUCUCCAUGUGUCUAAUUGGACAGUCUCCUAUGCACCUGACCCUCAGAACAUUUACUGGGAGCACUUGUCCAUCCGUGGUUUCAUAUGGUGGUUUCGCUGCCUGAUCAUCAAUGUGGUGCUCUUCAUUUUGCUCUUCUUCCUCACCACUCCUGCCAUCAUCAUCACCACUAUGGACAAGUUUAAUGUCACCAAGCCUGUUGAAUACCUGAAUAAUCCCAUCAUCACCCAGUUCUUUCCCACCUUGCUACUAUGGUGCUUCUCUGCUCUACUCCCAACAAUUGUGUAUUAUUCCGCCUUCUUUGAAGCCCACUGGACCAGGUCUGGAGAGAACAGGACAACUAUGCACAAAUGUUAUACCUUUCUUAUCUUCAUGGUGUUGUUGCUGCCAUCCCUUGGACUGAGCAGUUUGGAUGUCUUUUUCCGCUGGCUGUUUGACAAAAAGUUUCUGGCUGAGGCUGCUGUGAGAUUUGAGUGUGUGUUCUUGCCAGACAAUGGGGCCUUUUUUGUGAACUAUGUCAUUGCCUCUGCAUUCAUUGGGAAUGCCAUGGACUUGCUGCGUAUCCCUGGCCUGUUGAUGUACAUGAUCCGGCUCUGCCUUGCCCGCUCAGCUGCUGAACGCAGGAAUGUCAAACGGCAUCAGGCCUAUGAAUUCCAAUUUGGGGCUGCUUAUGCCUGGAUGAUGUGCGUCUUCACUGUGGUAAUGACCUACAGUAUCACCUGUCCCAUCAUUGUUCCCUUUGGUCUGAUGUAUAUGCUCUUGAAGCACCUGGUGGACAGGUACAACCUCUAUUACGCUUAUCUGCCAGCAAAGUUGGAUAAGAAGAUCCACUCAGGAGCUGUGAACCAGGUGGUGGCAGCACCUAUCCUCUGCUUGUUUUGGCUCCUCUUCUUCUCUACUGUGCGCACAGGAUUCCUGGCUCUCACAUCCAUGUUUACCUUUGUGGUCCUUGUCAUCACCAUUGUGAUCUGCUUGUGUCAUGUCUGCUUUGGACACUUCAAAUACCUAAGUGCUCACAAUUACAAGAUCGAUCACACAGAGGUGGAUGUUGCAGAUGGAAGAGAAAACGGACGGCCUGCCACCAACCAACCACCAGCUCCCAAAUCAGCUCAGAAGUACAUUGCACAAGUACUGCAGGAUUCUUCACCCGAGGGGGACGUGGCCGAGUCCGAGGAGCAGGGGUCCCAAGACGAGGAGCUCAUCAACCCCAAUGGCAUGAAUGAUACGGAUUUCCAGUCAUGCGAGGACAGCCUGAUAGAAAACGAGAUCCACCAUUAGGGCAGCAGAAGUGCAAGAGGGGGCAGGGCAGUCCCAAGAGCGGAUGAGGCUGCUGCGCACUGUGUGUAUGUGUUCUGUGUGAGCGAGUGAGAGAUAGAGAGAAAAGCUGAGGAAAAUGGAGACAAGGGCAGCACAAGGCAGGUACCAACCACUGCUCCUUCCCUACCCACCUGGCUGCUGCAUUCUCGCUCAUUCCAAUGUGGGGAGUGACCCUGUCCAUCCGACCCUCCUUAGACUUCUCUUUCCUAGCCCAGUUCUCUGUCUCUCUGUCCUCCUCCCUGGGAUGGGAGGGGAAUUUCUCUUAUCAGCUACCUACCCCUUUAACAGCCACUGGGACCCUAAAAAAUCAAGAUGGAGGGAAGGAAAUAUCCUCACUGCUUGGAGCUCCAGUGCAACAGUGAGGAGAACAAAAGCAAGGGCACCUUCCUUUUCUCUCCCUGCCCCUUUUCCAGGGAACACAGGUCCUUCCCCAUUCUUCACUCCAGAAGAUUAUCUAGAAUCAAGAACACUAAUAUUAGAUUUUUUUCAAGAGCUUAAGCUUUAAUCAAUCAAGGUACUGGGGUAUCUAGAAAAAAGUAUGUGGCUCUGGACUUGACUGGAAUCAUGUCUUCAAGCCAAGCCAUUUUUAAAUCUGUGUAUAACUCUCUUACAUAGUUGGGUGUCAGCAAGCAUUUGGUUCCCUGGCACCCAAGAUGAAACCCAAUGAUAACUGCAGUCCUAG